Molecule: messenger RNA, 585 nt
Organism: Kogia breviceps (pygmy sperm whale)
Lineage: Eukaryota; Metazoa; Chordata; Mammalia; Artiodactyla; Physeteridae
Product: olfactory receptor 5A2-like
Biological process (GO): G protein-coupled receptor signaling pathway
Cellular component (GO): membrane
Molecular function (GO): odorant binding; olfactory receptor activity
Source: RefSeq, a predicted model, not a curated record
UUGCUCUACACGGCCCUCGCAUCCCAUACACUUUGCUUAAAGGUGGUGGCUGGGGCCUAUGUGGGUGGAUUUCUCAGAUCUUUGAUUGAAACAUACUCUGUCUAUCAGCAUGAUUUCUGCGGGCCAAACACGAUCAACCACUUCCUCUGUGACCUUCCUUCCAUCCUGGUUCUGUCGUGCUCUGAUACCUUCGCCAGCCAGAUGAUGAACUUCCUUGUGGGUGCUGUUGUUGGAGUGGUAUCUGUCCUGGUGAUCCUCAUCUCUUAUUGUUACACUGCUGCGGCUGUCCUGAAUGUCAGCUCAGCUGAAGGUCGGGCCAAGGCCUUCAGUACGUGUGCCUCUCAUCUGACUGCGGUGACCCUCUUCUACAGUUCUGGUCUCUUCAUGGACAUGUGACCUAGUUCCAGCUACUCCCUGGACCAGGACAGGGUGGUGUCCACAUUCUAUGCUCUGGUGAUGCUCACGAUUAAUCCCUUCAUCUACAGUCUUAGGAAUAAGACUUUUAAAAUGCCACGAGGAAAGCUGUGCUUUCAUACAGGCAUUGAUUUUUCUGACCCUGACAUAACGUUUACAAUGAAGCUGUGA